AGCAGGAAGGCGGGCGGGCGGGCCGGCAGACAAGUAAAGGCACAUGGGAGGGAGAGACACUGGGGCCGGGACUCCAGGACGCUGAGCUGCGCGCUGCCGGCCGUGCCGCUCUCUCCGAGUCCCGGUCCCCGCUCCCCAUCCCAGUCCCCGGCCCCGUCCCUCUCCCCACUCCCCACCCCCACUGCGGGCUCUUCCUCGGGGGCUCGGGACCGGCUUUCGUUUCCCCCUCCUCCUAACCUCCCCCGCGGGCUCCCCCCCCCCCCGGGCCGGUUGGGUUCUGCUCUGAGGCCAGUCAGGCAAAUUAUCCCGGGCGCCCCCUCCUCGUCUGCAGGGAGCCGCCCUCGCCCCCGCCCCCGUCACCCCCCCUGCCCCGCCCCCGGGCCAGUUGACUGCUCGGUAGCCGGGGCGGGCUGGGCUCAGGAUGCCGCGGGCAGGCUCACCAUGGUGGUAGGGCGCGCCCAGCGCCCGCCUGUGCCGGUCCCCGUCGCCGCCUCCGUCGCCGUCCUGUUGCCGAGCGCGGGGCUCCGGGCUGCCGCUGCCUAGCCCAAGCCCGAGCCUCGCUCCGCACCUCGGGGCGCUCCCCCCUUCCCCCGCCCCAGCCCGGCCUCCCUCCCCCGCCCCAGCUGUUUAUGGCUCAGUCUAUCUUCCUGGAUCAUGCACAGAAACUUUCGCAAGUGGAUUUUCUACGUGUUUCUCUGCUUUGGCGUCCUCUACGUGAAGCUGGGAGCUCUGUCGUCUGUGGUGGCUUUGGGAGCCAAUAUCAUCUGCAACAAGAUCCCUGGCCUGGCCCCCCGACAACGAGCCAUCUGUCAGAGUCGCCCCGACGCCAUCAUCGUGAUCGGAGAAGGGGCACAGAUGGGGAUCAACGAGUGCCAAUACCAGUUCCGCUACGGCCGAUGGAACUGCUCCGCGCUCGGCGAGAAGACCGUCUUUGGGCAAGAGCUUCGAGUGGGGAGCCGGGAAGCUGCCUUCACUUACGCCAUCACGGCUGCCGGCGUUGCCCACGCCGUCACCGCGGCCUGCAGCCAGGGCAACCUGAGCAACUGUGGCUGUGACAGAGAGAAGCAGGGCUACUACAACCAGGAGGAGGGCUGGAAGUGGGGAGGCUGCUCGGCCGACGUCCGCUACGGCAUCGAGUUCUCCAGGCGCUUCGUCGAUGCCCGCGAGAUCAAGAAGAACGCCAGGCGGCUCAUGAACCUGCACAACAAUGAAGCUGGGAGAAAGGUCCUGGAGGAAAGGAUGAAGCUGGAAUGCAAGUGCCACGGGGUGUCGGGCUCGUGCACCACCAAGACGUGCUGGACCACGCUGCCCAAGUUCCGGGAGGUGGGCCACCUGCUCAAGGAGAAGUACAACGCGGCCGUGCAGGUGGAGGUGGUGCGCGCCAGCCGCCUGCGCCAGCCCACCUUCCUCAAGGUCAAGCAGCUGCGCAGCUACCAGAAGCCGCUGGACACGGACCUGGUCUACAUCGAGAAGUCCCCCAACUACUGCGAGGAGGACGCCGCCACGGGCAGCGUGGGCACCCAGGGCCGCCUGUGCAACCGCACGUCGCCCGGCGCCGACGGCUGCGACACCAUGUGCUGCGGCCGCGGCUACAACACGCACCAGUACACCAAGGUCUGGCAGUGCAACUGCAAGUUCCACUGGUGCUGCUUCGUCAAGUGCAACACGUGCAGCGAGCGGACCGAGGUGUUCACCUGCAAGUAGGCCGGCGGCGAGCGAGCGCCUCCCUCCGCCCGCCCCCCCGGGCCCGGCUGCGGCCCGCUCCGGCUGCCCU
Messenger RNA from Sarcophilus harrisii (Tasmanian devil), 1774 nucleotides. RefSeq names its product Wnt family member 7B (gene WNT7B). NCBI's taxonomy places the organism in Eukaryota, Metazoa, Chordata, Mammalia, Dasyuromorphia, Dasyuridae. The transcript is spliced from 4 exons. Gene Ontology annotation, molecular function: cytokine activity; frizzled binding. The record is from RefSeq and is a predicted model, not a curated record. Gene Ontology annotation, biological process: positive regulation of JNK cascade; cell fate commitment; multicellular organism development. Bases 655 to 1704 code for a protein of 349 amino acids. Gene Ontology annotation, cellular component: extracellular region.